Messenger RNA from Tinamus guttatus (white-throated tinamou), 1489 nucleotides. NCBI's taxonomy places the organism in Eukaryota, Metazoa, Chordata, Aves, Tinamiformes, Tinamidae. The record is from RefSeq and is a predicted model, not a curated record.
GGAAGAUGGGCGAGGAGCACCGGCAGCUGCACAGCAGGAAUUCAAAGAAAGAAGCGGAUCUGAGCCUGGCACAGGCUCGCGUGAGGGACCUGGAUGCUCAGCUGAACGCGAAGGAAGCCGACCUUGCGACAGCUCUGAACGAGAACCGGAGCCUGGAGAAGGACCUGCAGGAGCUGAAGGAUCAAGUGGUCACUCUGAAGCUCUCCCUGGAGGAUACCAAAAAGCAUCUCCACAGUGAAAUGUUGAGGAGAGUGGACCUGGAAAAUCAAACGAAAACUUUGCAAGAGCAAAUGACAUUCGAGAAGUGCCUUCAUGAAGAUGAGCUCAAAGAGACAAAAAGGGUCCAUGAGAGCAGGAUAGCAGAAAUGGAAUCUGGUCGUCAGAGAGAAUUUGAGAGUAAGCUCUCAGAUGCUCUGCAAGGGCUCAGAAAACAGCAUGAAGAACAGAUUCAAGGAUACAAAGAGGACCUGGAACGAACAUGCAAUGCAAAAGUGGAGAAUGCCCAACUGUCUGCAAAAAGAAAUAGUGACUUUGCCAAUGCUGCUCGGGAGGAGCUAAUGGAAACAAAGCUGAGAGUGGAUAUUCUGACAUCUCAAGUUAAUCAGUAUCAAAACCAGAAUGCUGCUUUGGAGAACAGGAUAAAGGAGCUACAGGAGAGACUGGAUUAUGAUCGUGAUCUCCAUCGAAGACGUAUGGCAGAAAAAGAGGAAGAAAUGACACAAGUCCAGAAGCAGGUACAAGCACAGUUGGAAGAAUAUGAGCAUCUCUUAGAUGUCAAACUAGCUCUAGAUCUGGAAAUAAAUGCCUACCGAAAGAUGCUGGAAGGAGAGGAGCAGAGGCUAAAGCUCUCACCUAGUCUAUCUUCACCUGGUACCACAACUCAAACAGCAACAAGUCAAGGGCGUCGACUUCUGCAUGGGAGAAAAAGGAAAAUGAAAACCAAAAUGAGAGGAUAUAGUACUGGACUUAAGACUGUUCAGCAUGCUUCAUCAUCUGGAAAUGUAUCUAUAGAAGAAAUUGAUACAGAGGGAAAAUUUGUGAGGCUUAAAAACAACUCUGAGGAGGAUCAGCCACUGCAUGGAUGGGUGCUGAGACGACGGCUUGGAAGUUUCUCUGAUGCAACAUAUAAAUUCCCUUCACAGUUCACCCUUCAGGCAGGCCAAAUAGUUACAAUCUGGGGUGCAGAUGCUGGUGUACGCCCAGGUCCUAGUGAUCUGAUCUGGAAGUCUCAGUCCUGGGGAAAAGGGGACACUCUGGGUGUUACACUCAUCACAGAGGCUGGUGAGGAACUGGCAGAGAGGAAGAUAAUGCAUGUACCCAGAGGAGAGGAGAGCAGUGAGCAAGAUGAGUGUGAGGAAGAAAUCACUGGAAGUGAAAUGGAGCUUCCAUCUCGGCAGAAUGAGGACCCUAGCUGUUCCAUCAUGUAACGAAGACAAAGUGAUAAUCGUCUAAAUACAUCUCAGUCCAAAGUGAUGUUUUAGACUACAUG